Messenger RNA from Dendrobium catenatum, 718 nucleotides. RefSeq lists its product as uncharacterized. Bases 107 to 718 code for a protein of 203 amino acids. Lineage: Eukaryota; Viridiplantae; Streptophyta; Magnoliopsida; Asparagales; Orchidaceae. The record is from RefSeq and is a predicted model, not a curated record. The transcript is spliced from 5 exons.
AAAAAAAAAAAAAAAAAAAAAAAAACCGAAGUAUUGCCUUUCGUGGUCGCUGCCUCUUUUCCUUCCAGUUCUCCCUUGCCAUCGCCCGUGGCUCCCGAUCAUCGCGAUGAAGCACACUAAGCCAGUCUUCUCUUUCCUAUUCGUUGCACUUAUCUUCUCCUGCUCGUCCCUCGGCUUCCAAUCCGAUGAACUAGUCAUAGACGAUGAAGAGUUCGGCAUCGAGGGCGGACGCGCCACUGAUCCUGUGCACGCAAUACCUACUUCAACCCCUGCGAGUCGCCGGCGCGUGGAUCUGGAUUCUUCUUCAGAUUCCAAGUCGGUGCAGUUUACGCUCGAGCACGCCUUCGGGGAUUCGGCCUACUCGCCCGCCGGAACCUUCACCGCGCGUCUUAAAACCUGGAGUCAUGGUGGAAAGACCCUUACAAAGUUGCGCUUUUCAAGGAAUGGACUCACAGAUGCAGAAAAGGAUGCUUUUAAGAGGCUUUUGGAAGAAGAUAAUUUUUAUACAAUAAGAGUGCCUUCUAACGUGCUGAAUCCUCCUGGAAAAGGCUAUAUUUUGUCAUCUGUGCCGGCUAGGUGUAUUCCUAGGGAAAGCUUGGAUGAACACUUCGUGAUCCAUACGGUACUUCCUGAAACUUAUCCAGAUAACUGCUUUGUUCCCCAAUUUCCUGUUUUUGUAUUUGUUUUAAAUAUAUUUGGGAAGAUGUCUCUUGGCUAA